This is a messenger RNA of Lymnaea stagnalis (great pond snail), 6828 nucleotides long. NCBI's taxonomy places the organism in Eukaryota, Metazoa, Mollusca, Gastropoda, Lymnaeidae. The record is from the annotation of a GenBank genome assembly.
CCACCGUCAAAUAUGACUCUCUAUAACUUCUUUAAUCAUGGGAUAUUCCUGUCCAUUGCAUUAUUAGUUUUUACUAAGCAAGGUAACUUAAUGUUCUAGUGUAAUCCCUUCAUUGAGUUCGUUAUUCCCUGUCAAUAUAUUUUCAUCAUUACUUAUUUAAGUAGUCAAUAAUUUUGAAUUAAUGUUAUUUAAUCUCAAUAAUUACCUGUUUCGAUGCUACAUUCAUUAUUUCUCAAAUGCUGUUAAUUUAUUGCAGUAAGAAAAUUUUUGACUACAUGUAAUGCUUUGUCAGAUAACACAGUGUAAAUUAGUUUCACCCUUAAAAUUGAUUUUUUUUACCAACUUUAAGGUUACAAUCAUAAAACAAUAUUAUAUUAAAGUAUCCCACCAUUAAAAUAACUCCCACUAAAGUUAUUACUUGUCUAUUACAUGAAAUAUAAGGAAGAAAUUAUUUAAAAAAAACAACUAAAAUUGUAUCUUUAUAAAAUAACUAUGCAAACCAUCUGCUGGACCCUAUCAAAAUCAACUGUUUGACACAAUUGACAUAUCUCUAGGAUUAACAUCUAGCUCCUUAUUGGACUUCAACUGUCUUAGAAGUGGAUCAGAUUGUUUAUCGCCAUCUCACUGUGACAUCACCACAGGCAAAUGUCAAUGUCUCUACCCCAGUACAACAGGACCAUCAACUGUUGAUUACACCAGCAACACCACCGACUUAACGGUUGUAAACGUCACGUCAUUUGACUACCAAUGCAAUGCGUUCAGUAAGGCUCCAUUUUAUGUAUCUAAGGUAUCUAAACUGAGGAAAUAAAUAUUAAACUAGCAUAGACAUGCGAUUUAUCCACAUGAAUAAGAUUAAAUAUUUUUUUUAAAAUGACAAAGUAAUUGAAAGGGAACAAAAAUGGUCAAAAACUGAACGAAAGAAAUCCACCGAGCAAGAAUGCAGAAGGAGCAGCUACUAUUUUAUGAACGUCUUCUAAACCCGCCUCUCAAUGACGUCACACUGACUUGGUGGAUAAAACGUAUUAGUGCCCCCUCCGGUUCACAGAACCUAUUUGGGGCAAUCACCAUACAUCUCUCGGCAUUGUUCGAAACGAUUGCCAGCAUGAUUUGGGGCAAUCACCAUACAUCUCUCGGCAUUGUUCGAAACGAUUGCCAGCAUGAUUUGGGGCAAUCAUCAUACAUCUCUCGGCAUUGUUCGAAACGAUUGCCAGCAUGAUUUGGGGCAAUCACCAUACAUCUCUCGGCAUUGUUCGAAACGAUUGCUAGCAUGAUUUGGGGCAAUCACCAUACAUCUCUCGGCAUUGUUCGAAACGAUUGCCAGCAUGAUUUGGGGCAAUCACCAUACAUCUCUCGGCAUUGUUCGAAACGAUUGCCAGCAUGAUUUGGGGCAAUCACCAUACAUCUCUCGGCAUUGUUCGAAACGAUUGCCAGCAUGAUUUGGGGCAAUCACCAUACAUCUCUCGGCAUUGUUCGAAACGAUUGCCAGCAUGAUUUGGGGCAAUCACCAUACAUCUCUCGGCAUUGUUCGAAACGAUUGCCAGCAUGAUUUGGGGCAAUCACCAUACAUCUCUCGGCAUUGUUCGAAACGAUUGCCAGCAUGAUUUGGGGCAAUCACCAUACAUCUCUCGGCAUUGUUCGAAACGAUUGCCAGCAUGAUUUGGGGCAAUCACCAUACAUCUCUCGGCAUUGUUCGAAACGAUUGCCAGCAUGAUUUGGGGCAAUCACCAUACAUCUCUCGGCAUUGUUCGAAACGAUUGCCAGCAUGAUUUGGGGCAAUCACCAUACAUCUCUCGGCAUUGUUCGAAACGAUUGCCAGCAUGAUUUGGGGCAAUCACCAUACAUCUCUCGGCAUUGUUCGAAACGAUUGCCAGCAUGAUUUGGGGCAAUCACCAUACAUCUCUCGGCAUUGUUCGAAACGAUUGCCAGCAUGAUUUGGGGCAAUCACCAUACAUCUCUCGGCAUUGUUCGAAACGAUUGCCAGCAUGAUUUGGGGCAAUCACCAUACAUCUCUCGGCAUUGUUCGAAACGAUUGCCAGCAUGAUUUGGGGCAAUCACCAUACAUCUCUCGGCAUUGUUCGAAACGAUUGCCAGCAUGAUUUGGGGCAAUCACCAUACAACUCUCGGCAUUGUUCGAAAUGAUUGCCAGCAUGAUUUGGGGCAAUCACCAUACAACUCUCGGCAUUGUUCGAAACGAUUGCCAGCAUGAUUUGGGGCAAUCACCAUACAACUCUCGGCAUUGUUCGAAACGAUUGCAAGCAUGAUUUGGGGCAAUCACCAUACAUCUCUCGGCAUUGUUCGAAACGAUUGCCAGCAUGAUUUGGGGCAAUCACCAUACAACUCUCGGCAUUGUUCGAAACGAUUGCCAGCAUGAUUUGGGGCAAUCACCAUACAACUCUCGGCAUUGUUCGAAACGAUUGCCAGCAUGAUUAGGGGCAAUCACCAUACAUCUCUCGGCAUUGUUCGAAACGAUUGCCAGCAUGAUUUGGGGCAAUCACCAUACAUCUCUCGGCAUUGUUCGAAACGAUUGCCAGCAUGAUUUGGGGCAAUCAUCAUACAACUCUCGGCAUUGUUCGAACGCACCUUGUUAAAAUCCUUCAAUACCUUUCAGUUGAGAGUGAAAGUAACGGACAACUAUGAAUACAUUUUCCCGCCGCCGUCUACAGAACCAUUAAAAAAAAAACUGUCCAAAAUAUCACUCUUUUAACUACUGGGAACACUUGAAAAAAUAUGUUGUUACCAAAAACAGAAAAAUGUGUAACCUGUAUUUCUUUCAUUAACUUGUAAGUUUCACAUUUACAGCCGUGAACCCGACGUCCUGUGGCCCUAGGAGUGAAUGCAGUUACCAUGGCAAUUGUUCGGAUGAAUUGGGGGCAUGCGUGUGUGAAGAAGGGUACUACGGCGAGGAAUGUCACUUGCCAAGAGGUAAAUAAUAACUAAUCAGUGGUACUCAAGUCGUCAGUAUUUUGUUUUAAAUAUAUAACACCUAUACACUCUUAUAGAGCUCUGAAUUUGCACGACCCCAUUUAGCUCAUAGGUUACCUUCUUGGGAAAGUAGGAGGCGAAAAGUAAGGGUGAUGCUGAUUAAGUUCCUGUAGAUUGUAUUGGAGUUUCAAGCCAUGUAGCGCCUAUAACAGCUUAUCUUUUUUCCGAAACUUUCUCCCUUAUCGUCCUUCCCUUUGUAUAUCAAGCUUCAACAUCGCUUGUUCGACUAUUUCCUUAGCACAGCUUGAACGCAUUCCUUCAAUUAUUAUCCUUAUUUUAACUCCAUCUUUUGGGAUAAGGGGAUUUCGACAAACCUAUCCAGGAAGAAUCUGUAGAUCUUGAGAAAUGACAAUGUCAAAUGUUGUUGUGAUCCUUUGUUUGGUUUACUCUUGAACGAAAUACUAAUAAAAAAAAACAUACAGAAACAUAAAAAUAUCGUCACACAUAACUUUGUGUAGUAGAUGAAGCAAUAUGACAAAGAAAAUAACUUGACUUGUAUGUUUUGGUCCAGUUCAAGUCGCCUGCAGCCCCGCAAGCAUGUUUAUCAAUGUCAAUCCGCAUGGCCAUUUUCGAGGCUUCAUUUACAUUCUGCACAAAAAGCAGGAAAUUGAUUGCAACUUAAACAACACGGUAAGCAAGCGUCGCAUGUAUUCUUUUGAUAUUAUGGUUCCAGUUACAAUUGUUACAAUACUUAAACUGAGAUGUGAGGCUCGGCUUUACACUUCAGAAAUGUUGUUAUUGAAUCCGAAUACAAAUAAUUUAAUUAGUUUUGCACAGUUUAAAGUAAUGUUUAUAUAAAAUAUUCACAUUCCCGUUGAGUAAUUGAGUAAUAAACAAGCUUUAAAAACCAACGUUUGUAAUGAAUAUCAAUUAAACUCAUAAGUAAGGAAUUGCUGUUUAAAUAUGAAAUUUUUAAAUAAAAAUUUUCACAAUGAACGGAUUUAUCUCAUUUAUGGUAUACAUAAGUAUAUAUUUCAUCAUGCUUCCUUGCUUUUUAUCAUUAUUAUUAAUCAAUUUCAUUAAUUAAAAAAAAAAGAUCUCCCGGAAUGUGAGCAGUUUCGUGAUGGACGAUUACUUUGAUCUCGAGGGAUGGAACUUGACACUCAACCACGUCGAUGCCACUUGUGGCAAUGCAAGCUUAAAGAAGGAUCCUGCAAUGGUAGUCAAAUAAAUGUGAAAGCCCGUUUGUGUCUGAUCAGUGGCUUACUACUGUUGAUUUGUCUGUAUAGUAUAUUCUUUAUUGGGAUAUUCAUUGUGAAUGGUGUGGGUGCUAGCGACACAGCAGACUGUUUGGGUUUGCAACAUUAAGAUAAAUUAAAUAACUGUUUCUCUUUGACGUUUUUAGGGUAAGGGUUUUCUCGGAUGGGCCUAGAAUUUUGCCGCCACCUCCCACAAAAAAACAAAAAAACAACAACAAAAUUAAAAUAUAUAAAAUAAAUCAGCAGUUUGUCAAAAUAGCCGCACACCCUUAUCAAGAAAAUAAAGUGCCGCCAGGGGCAGACCGACCAACCCCCAACAGAUGCCCCUUCCUACGCCACUGCUGUUGCUGUAUUAUACUUUGAAAUAAUUAUAGAAAUAAAUAUGUCAUUGGAGGACAUUAUUUUGGACAUUUAAAGUAAAAAUUAUAAUAUAUAUAUAUAUAUAUAUAUAUAUAUAUAUAUAUAUAUAUAUAUCUUAUAAAUAUAUAAAUAUAUAUGUGAUUGGAGGAUAUUAUUUUAUAUAUAUAAAAUAAAAAAUAUAAUAUAUAUAUAUAUAUAUAUAUAUAUAUAUAUAUAUAUAUAUAUUUACCUUAUAAACAAUAAUUUAACCGGAUCAAUGAUUCAUUACAGUCAGAUGUACACAUCUAUCGACGAGAGUUCCUAAUACAGUACUCAGAAGAUAUAGAGACAAGUUUAGAUCAACUUGUUACUGCCGAGUGUCGAGUAUCCAUGGAUGCCGCGAAUGUUUCGAUUGGAGACAUAUCAGUCCAGGAUGUUAAUAAGUGAGUGAUGAAGUAACAAAAUAAUUCAAAGUGGAUUUUUAAAAAUAUAAAUAUAUAAUAAUAUGUCAUUAAAAAAAAAAUCCCAUCUGUUGUUCUUUCACUUCAAACAAAAAUUUCUUUGAAGCCAUCAAUCGUUAUGCAGAAAAUGAUUCCUAGAAUAUAUUUAUUAAAGGCUCAAACGAGAUUUCAAAACAUGACGAAAAGCGGCGCAUCAUUGGAAAGGCUGUUACUAUUGAUAAACUGUGUCGAUAUUAAUUUAAAAUUCAAAAUUAGUUGAGCAAAUUUCUGUGUAAUAGCUUAUGAUUCAUCAUGCGUAAAAUUCAAAUAUCACAAAAUGCACACUACAAAACUUACACGUGUAACAAAACCACGUGAGCUUCCAUCUCAGCUUCUAUCGAAUCUGAUUUAUUAAUUUAGAUUUAGAGACAAAAAGUAUUUUAAAAAGUGUAAGGUCUCGUUAGUGUCAAGUCGCUAACAUCGCAUUGACAAGUCACAGAUUUCUGAGAAUAGAUAAUUAAGCAAAUGGAAAAGACAGUGGUCCAUAAAUUAAUCUUCUUUUUGUACCGUUUAGCGUUCACAUGUUCUCUUUGGUUAUUGUUUGUUGACAGACCUUUUGAAAGCAUCGAUGUCUCAGACGAGAAUACCGCCAACGUCACGCUGACAGUUGAACACCAGGCAGGAAGCGCCCCCAAAGACACGACCUUUAAUCUGGGUGAUGAAAUGGAUCUGAUUUUUAGAAUGCAGAAAAGCAGCCACAGUAGUAAGGAUUUGACACAUUUCAAGUUAUCCUUUAUUUGGAAGAAUAUUAUUAAGAAAUAUAAUAGAUUUAAAUUUUAUGUUAUCAAGUUGUAAAAAAAAAGGUGGUUAGGUUCUAACUAAUUCACUCUGCUCACUGCAAAUACCCGUUGUGAGUUCGUGUCUCCAUUUGAAAUUUGUCGUGGCGUUUUUUUAAAUAAGAGACUAUAAAAAAAGUUGAAAAUAUUAAUUUUACAAACCAAAGAGAUAGAGGAUUGAAGUUGAUUUCGUAUCUCUCUUUAUAGUAGACUAUGAAUAUCUUAAAGCAGAAUGACUUUUCUUCAUUAUAAUUGUUUUACUACAGUCAGCAUUUAAAUGCAAAAUAUUUGCAAAUGAUGUAGUUAAGAGUAUGUUCGUUAAAUGUACUGAAGCCUCAUUGGUAUUGUAACAUAACUGUGUUUUUGAAAUAUAAAUCUCCUCAGCUUAUGCGGAUUUUAAAAUCAACAAAUGUGCUGCUAGCAAUCAAGACAAUCGUUUGCAAACUGUAACCGUGAUUGACGACGAGUAAGUUAAAAAUAUAAAUACAAUAUUCCUUCAGAUAUCAUAAUGUAUGGAUUUUUUAAAACAAAAUUCAAAUUAUUAAUUGAAAUAGGUCAACACUCAGAUUGGGCAGUUCGUAACAUUCAAUGAAUAAUUUAUUGAAUGCAGAAUACCACAUAAUAAAUUAAUGAAUUUCAAUUGAUAAUUGUGUAGAUGAAUUAAAAUGUUCAGACUUUUAAAAAAAUGUUUUUAAACAACCAGAUUACUACUCUGGAUCCACGUGAACCUUGUUAGUUUUCUUACUCCACAUUGCUACACCACAUAAAUAGUCCCCCUGCUUGACAUUAUUACUGUCUCCGCCUUGUUUGAUGUACAGAUGCUUCGAUGCAAACAUUCGGGCACUGUUUCUGUCCGAUGCCAACCACACACCACAGAUCUCCAACCACAGUGCAACCAACAGCAACCCUGUCAUAGUGCUGAAGCUGAAAGCGUUCUUGUUUUCUGGCCACGGCACCACUGGUCAAGUGACCUUCUUGUGUAGCGUCCACUUCUGUGAGGACAAAUGUCCACAUGUAUGUUCUUCUCUAUAG